AUGGAGAAGGGGUUAAUCUCCGUGGACCGUUGGGCAGAAGGAAGCCAAGCCUACUUCCUCACCCACCUCCACUCCGACCACACCCACGGCCUCACCUCCGGGUGGUCCCACGCGCCCCUCUUCUGCUCCCCUCUCACCGCCAAACUCCUCCCCUUCAAGUUCCCCAGCUUCGACCUCUCCCUCCUCCGCAUCCUGCAUCCCGGCGCUUCUCACACCCUCACUCUCCCCUCCACCGUCCUCCACGUCACCGCCAUCGACGCCUGUCACUGCUCCGGUUCCAUCAUGCUACUCUUCCGCGGCGACUUCGGCUGCGUCCUGUACACCGGCGAUUUCAGGUGGGAAGCCACGUGCGAGAGAGCAGCCAACGCCCGCCACGUGCUUCGCCACGCUCUCCAGAACGUUCCUGUGGUUGACGUCGUUUACCUCGACAAUACCUACUCCAAUCCUAUCUAUGAUUUCCCGCCUCGCCAUGUUGCGGCUCAGAAGGUUAUGGAUAUCAUUUCAUCGCAUCCCGAUCAUGACGUCAUUAUCGGGAUUAACACUUUGGGGAAGGAAGAUCUGCUGAUUGAAAUUUCGCGCGCACUUCAAAUCAAGAUUUGGGUGUGGCCAGAGCGGUUGCGGACUAUGCAUCUUCUUGGUUACCAUGAUAUUUUUACAACCAACACUUCCCUUACUAGAGUUAGAGCUGUUCCUCAAUAUAGUUUUAGUAUUGAAACUUUAGAGGCACUGAAUGCAAUGCGCCCAACUAUAGGAAUCAUGCCAUCGGGUCUUCCAUGGAUAAAGAAAUCCCUUCAAAAGAAUGAGUUUCUUUCUGGUUCUUUUUUGACAUCUCGUUAUAAGAGAGGCAAAUGGAGUGCAAAUAGUGAGGCCCAGACUGAUGAGCAAAUUGGAAACAUAGGAUCACCCGAGAAAAUUCACGAGUACAUGUACACAGUUCCCUACUCUGAUCACUCCAAUUAUGAAGAGAUUGAGGAGUUUAUAAAGCUUGUUCAACCAAUCAGACUCAAAGGCAUUGUGGCUUCCUCGUCAUGCUAUAUUGAACCCAUGUACUAUUUUGGUCGACUUUGUCGUGUUGACCAACAGACACAACUGUUGCGUGAGGGGCACAAAAGGAAAGAAAAUUGUAAAAGAGAAAGAGAAGGAUCAGUCAGAUCCAAAACUUCAUUAGGAGAUGUUAAUGUUGAGACAGGUAGAGACAGAGGCAAGGCUUUGAAGGGUAGGUUUUCAGGUGUUCGUCUGAGCAGGUUUAGUAUAUUGAGAAGAACCCACCGUGGUGCGAAAAUUCAUGAAUAUAACAGUUCUGAUCAAGAAUGA
This is a messenger RNA of Sphenostylis stenocarpa, 1314 nucleotides long. Lineage: Eukaryota; Viridiplantae; Streptophyta; Magnoliopsida; Fabales; Fabaceae. The record is from the annotation of a GenBank genome assembly.